Colletotrichum navitas is the source of this 1441-nucleotide messenger RNA. Its product is annotated as glutathione S-transferase domain-containing protein. Gene Ontology annotation, biological process: glutathione metabolic process. Lineage: Eukaryota; Fungi; Ascomycota; Sordariomycetes; Glomerellales; Glomerellaceae. Gene Ontology annotation, molecular function: glutathione transferase activity. The transcript is spliced from 2 exons. The coding region runs from base 167 to 961 and encodes 264 amino acids. The record is from RefSeq and is a predicted model, not a curated record.
CCCCUGGCGGCAAGAUGACCCGAGCCAGCCGCCCGAUGACUUCAUGCUCGACUACUUAACCUUCAACUUUGCAACUCUACACCGCCAUCUCCAGCCCCUCAAAUCAUCUCGCCAUCACAUCAACUAACGCCUCAUACCAUCUCCGAACACACCAAUUCAUAUCACAAUGGCCGACGCCCCGAGCGCCAAGCGUCAAAGAUCCUCCAAGGACGUCCUCUACGAGCUCAUCUACUGGCCCGGUAUCCCCGGACGAGGCGAACACAUCCGCUUGCUCCUCGAGGAGGCCGGCGCCCAGUACACCGACACUGCGCACGCCGAGGACGGCAUCAAGACCGUGCUGGCCCAGAUCGACGGCAAGAACCUGGGCGACGACCUCAACCCGCCGGCGCUGGCGCCGCCGAUCCUUAAGCAUGGCGACCUACUCAUCAGCCAGACGCCAAACAUCCUGCUGUACCUCGGACCUCGCCUGGGACUGGCGCCCAAGAUCGCCGAGGACGACGACGGCAUCUACCGCGUCAACGCGCUUGCGCUGACGGCGCUGGACGGCCUGAGCAACGAGGCGCACGACACGCACCACCCCAUUGCCACGGGGCUGUACUACGAAGACCAGAAGGAGGAGAGCAAGCGCUGCGCAAAGGAGUACAUCGCCAACCGCCUUCCCAAGUACCUGGGUUACUUUGAGCGGGUGCUGAAGGGUAAGGCCAGUGGGGAAGGGCCGUGGCUCUACGGGGGCUCUUUGACGUACGCGGACUUGGUGCUAUUCCAGUGCAUCGACGGCGUCAAGUUUGCCUUUCCUAAUGCCCUCAAGCGGCUCGAGGGAAGCGGUGACUAUAAGGGCGUAUUCGAGCUCUACGACGCCGUCAAGGAGCGUCCCAAGAUCAAGGAGUACUUGGCCAGCGACCGUAGACAGAAGUACAGCCAGGGUAUCUACCGCCAUUACCCAGAGUUAGACGAGGAAUAAGGGAGGUAUAAGGAAAAAGGCAAAGCUCACUCCUCCGUGAUCAGUGACAACACAGGAAGCAUCCUCGAGCAUGCCACUGGGAGGGAGAGAAGUGAUGAACAGCUCAGGGCGUUCAAAAUCUAUAUAUACGCCGUGGUGCUGAAAGACUGAAAGAUCUAUGGACCUCCUUAGCGAUACUGCUUGUGUCACAUCCUCAGUCGUAUCAAUGCUUCAUGUUGCUAUGUUUUUGCGCUUUCUAUAAGAUGCUGGUCUCUUAUUGCCGACCUUCAUUAAUAGUUUCUGAGCGUGUUGCAGUUCUAUCGGUGCUUGUAUAUACAGGCUUUAAUUAAAUGGACGAGAUGGGAAGACGAAGAGAUUGAAUAAACUACGAAGGAAACCCUCAGGCUCCGAACAGAAAUUCCUCAAGUCGGACCCAUCUAUCUUUUGACUAGAGAGCCCUGGACCGCCUACUGAGUUUCUGCUCACCGAGCCAGAGAGAGU